ACUGCCUCCGCCACUGCGACCAAUAGUAGCGUGGCGGGCGUGGAUCUGAGCCGCGUGGUGCUCCUGUCGCCGUGGGCGCCGCGCGCGUUCCUCUACAAGCAAUUUCUCAGCGACGCGGAGUGCGACCACAUCAUCGCACGCGCGACACCACGCCUCGAACGCUCGGGCGUGGUGAACAACGACGACGGUAGCAGCUUCGUGAGCGACAUUCGCACGAGCUCAGGCGCGUUUCUCAACAAGGGCGAGGACGCCGUCAUGCGCACAGUGGAGCAGCGCAUCUCCGAGUGGACCUUCCUCCCACUCCAGAACCAGGAGGCACUGCAGGUGCUGCGGUACACCAAGGGGCAGAAGUACGAGCCACACGUGGACUAUUUCCACGACGCCGUGAACACGCAGAGGGGCGGCCACCGCUACGCCACCGUGCUCAUGUACCUCAACAACGUGACGCUGGGCGGGGAGACUGUGUUUCCCAAGGUCAAGGAUGACUCACCUAAGGACGAGACUUGGUCUGACUGCGCCAAGGGCUUUCUGGCUGUGAAGCCAGAGAAGGGAGACGCGCUGCUCUUCUUCAACCUGCACCCAGACGGCACGCCAGACCCCGCCAGUCUCCAUUACGCCUGCCCCGUGGUGCACGGCGUCAAGUGGUCCGCGCCCAAGUGGAUCCACGUGGCAGACUUUGAUAAGCCGCUCGCCAGUGCUGAUGCUGGCGCCGGCGGCGCGGCUGCUGCUGGUGGGGGUGGGGGUGAUGGCGCGUGCACGGACAGCAAUGCAUACUGCCAGUACUGGUCAGAGGCGGGCGAGUGUGAGAAGAACCCCGUGUACAUGCACGAGGCGUGCCGCAAGGCCUGCAAGGUCUGCUCCUAG
Messenger RNA from Closterium sp. NIES-65, 864 nucleotides. The record is from the annotation of a GenBank genome assembly. NCBI's taxonomy places the organism in Eukaryota, Viridiplantae, Streptophyta, Zygnematophyceae, Desmidiales, Closteriaceae.